CGACUUUUUAAAGUGUGCUUUAGAAAAUAGACCUGCUCUUAGUUUGUCAUGUGUUCACUGUUAAUUGUUUGAUAAUAGAAAGUUGUGAAAAUACCUCAUUUAUUGACUUAAUCAUGUAAAAUGGCAACAGAUGAAAACUCAUGGAGAACACAAAGCUUUCGGCAAAGCGUAAUUGCAAAAAUAGAUGAAGCUGUACAAAUGUCUGGAGUGCCCACUGCAAAAAAUAGUAUUGAAAUGGAAAAUCAUGUUUUCCAAAAGGCAAAAACCAAGGAAGAAUAUCUAGGUUUCGUAGCCAGGCUAAUUCUACAUGUCAGAGAAUUAAAUUCUAAAAAAACAGCAGGAGGCUCUGCACCAGCUACUGUUGGUGCUGGAAAUCAAGGAAUGCCAGAUCCAAUUGGAGCAUUACAAACAUUGGCACGUCAGGGAACUGGUAAUAAUCAAAUGAUGAAUAUGAAUGGACCAGGAUCUAAUCCUCAAGGAAUAAUCCCUCAAUCUCCUGCAAAUACUGCUACAAAUUUAUUGCAAAGUUUAAAUCAACGUCCCGGGCAACCUAUAACCAUGCAAGGUAUGCAAAGUAAAAUGCCAGGAAUGGGUAUGAUGCCUACUCAAACCAGUGGUCCAAUGAGUCAUAUGGGACCAAUUCAGACUAUGCAAAAUAAUUCAAUGCUAACACAGAUAAAUCAAAUGACACAGGGAAAUAUUCCUCAACAAAUGAACCAGAUGGUUACCAAUCAAAUGGGACAAAUAACUACAAGUCAGAUGCAACAAAAUAUGCAAACUCAAAUGCAAAAUCAACUAUCUAAUCAGAUGGGUAAUCAAAUUGGUGGGUCUAUCAGUGGAAUCCAAACUAGUAUCCCACAACAAAUGAAUCAAAUUGCUCCAGGUCCAUUAGGACCUAGUCAAAUGCAACAACAAUUAAGCCAUAUGCAGAGAAAGCAAGGUGAAAUGAUAAACGCUGGUUUCGCUGGUCCUCGAAAUGUUACUCCAAAUCAAUUUCUAGGACAGAGCCCAUCACCAUCAGCUCCAAGUCCUGCUGGUUUAGGUGCACCAUCAAGUAAUCAGAUGGUAGCCUCGCCUGCCUUAGUUCCAUCGCCAAGUCCACAACACGCAAUAAUGGCAGGAUCACAACGAUCUGUGGGAAUGGCACCAUCCCCUAGUAGUUCUCUGAACACUCCGGGGGGUGUGGGUGCUACUCCAAGCCCACAGCAAGAAGAUCAAGCAUAUAGAGAUAAAGUUAGACAAUUAAGUAAAUAUGUUGAACCUUUAAGAAGAAUGAUUGCUAAAAUGGGAAACGAAGGAAAUGUCGAUAAGUUAAGCAAAAUGAAAAAGCUAUUAGAAAUUUUAUCAAAUCCUACCAAACGUACUAUGUCCUUGGAUACAUUAUUAAAAUGUGAAGUAGUUCUUGAAAAGUUGGAUUUUAAACGAAGCGAUGCCAGUGUAGGCCCUCCUGUAACAACACUAAAAGAACAUCAUUUCUUUAGUCCACUAUUAGAAGCAGUAAGCACCCAUCUCCAAAGUCCAGUAGUAAAUCACACGUUACAACGUACCUUUGGCCCGUGUUUAGAAGCUUUGUUUGGUCCAGAAAUAAAGAAUUUACCUCCGCCAUUGAAGAAACAGAAGAUAGAAGAAUCUCCAAGUGAAAUACCAGAUGUCUUACAAGGAGAAAUAGCUCGAUUGGACCAACGGUUUAAAGUGAGUCUGGAUCCAGCGCAACAAAAUGGAUCAAAGUGUAUUCAGUUAAUAUGUUGGUUAGAUGACCGUCAUCUCCCGUGCGUUCCACCAGUGUCAGUUACGGUUCCUGCUGAUUAUCCUUUAACACCACCGCGUUGUGUUAUGGCACCCCAUGAAUAUGCCACAACAUUCCUUUGUGCGGUUCAGAAAGCUUUAAAUGCACGUAUAACAAAACUUCCUCGACGUUUUUCCGUAUCUCAGUUAUUAGAUACUUGGGAAAUGAGUGUGAGACAAGCGAGUGCACCAUCGCAAACUCCUGUAACCGCCAGUACAGUAUUAAUGGGUUUAUAGUAAGCUUUUAUAUAUAAAAGAUAGUAUGAAUUUAAGACAAUUAUAUAGUGACUAUUUUUAAUUUAAUUAUUUAUUUGAUUUGUUUGCGAUAAGAUAUCUAUAUCCAUAUUUUCCCUUUUAACUUAAGACAUUUUGUAUGUUUAUAUGACGUUGUAAAAUAAAUAUAAAUGAAUUUAC
This is a messenger RNA of Osmia lignaria (orchard mason bee), 2199 nucleotides long. RefSeq names its product mediator of RNA polymerase II transcription subunit 15-like. Lineage: Eukaryota; Metazoa; Arthropoda; Insecta; Hymenoptera; Megachilidae. Gene Ontology annotation, molecular function: transcription coregulator activity. The record is from RefSeq and is a predicted model, not a curated record. Gene Ontology annotation, biological process: regulation of DNA-templated transcription.